AUAACAGGGGGGGGAGUGUGCACUGUGCAGUUGACUACAGAGAGAGAGAGGGAGAGAGAGAGAGAGAGAGAGAGCGAGAGAGAGAGAGCAGCUCGCCGGCCCAUUGAGGAAAGAUGGCUACAGUCACUGCAAACGGAGUGCAGCAAGAGAAUGGAUUCAGCACCACGAACAGCGCCGGCAGGAUGAACGGGCUUACCAUCGGCCAGAACACCAUUCCAAUGAAGGACCACGACGCCAUCAAGCUUUUCAUCGGGCAGAUUCCCAGAAACCUGGAGGAAAAAGACCUGAAACCCCUGUUUGAGGAAUUCGGAAAGAUAUACGAACUCACUGUACUGAAAGACAGGUUUACGGGAAUGCAUAAAGGAUGUGCCUUUCUAACAUACUGUGCCAGAGAGUCAGCACUGAAGGCCCAGAGCGCCCUCCAUGAACAGAAGACUCUGCCAGGGAUGAACCGGCCCAUCCAGGUGAAGCCAGCCGACAGCGAAGGACGAGGAGAAGACAGGAAGCUGUUUGUGGGAAUGCUCGGCAAGCAGCAGAGCGAGGACGACGUCCGGCGGCUGUUCGAGACCUUCGGCCAGAUCGAGGAGUGCACCGUCCUGCGAGGGCCUGAUGGGGCCAGUAAGGGCUGCGCCUUUGUCAAGUUCUCCAGCCACGCAGAAGCGCAGGCCGCCAUCAACAGCUUGCAUGGUGGACAGACUAUGCCUGGUGCCUCGUCCAGUCUGGUGGUCAAAUUUGCAGACACUGAUAAGGAGAGGACCCUGCGCAGGAUGCACCAGAUGGCGGGCCAGCUCGGCAUCUUCAGUCCCAUGACCAUCCAAUUUGGGGCCUAUGGCGCCUACUCUCAUGCUGUAAGUCUCAGCCCGGCGGGGGAGGAGACGCAGAUGAUGCAACAGCAAGCAGCCCUGAUGGCAGCAACACAAGGGUCCUACCUGAACCCCAUGGCAGCCAUCGCUGCCGCGCAAAUGCAGCAAAUGGCAGCUUUCAAUGUCAACGGCCUGGUGGCUACUCCCAUGACACCGUCCUCAGGCACCAGCACACCCCCGGGCAUCUCUGCCACAGCCGUGCCCAGCAUAGCCACCCCUAUCGGGGUCAACGGAUUCAGUGCCCUCCCGCCUCAAAGCAACGGGCAGUCCGCCUCUGAGCCCAUCUAUACCAAUGGUAUUCACCCUUACCCAGCACAGAGUCCAACGGUGACUGACCCUCUCCAACAGGCUUAUGCUGGCGUCCAACACUACGCAGCAGCCUACCCUGCCGCCUAUGCGCCAAUCAGCCAAGCGUUCCCCCAGCAACCAACCAUCAUUCCCCAGCAACAGAGGGAAGGGCCAGAAGGUUGCAACCUGUUUAUUUAUCACCUGCCCCAGGAGUUCGGAGAUGCGGAGCUCAUGCAAAUGUUCCUGCCUUUUGGCAACGUCAUCUCCGCCAAAGUGUUUGUGGACCGAGCGACCAAUCAGAGCAAAUGUUUUGGCUUUGUGAGUUUUGAUAACCCGUCCAGUGCUCAAGCCGCUAUCCAGGCCAUGAACGGCUUUCAGAUAGGCAUGAAGAGGCUGAAGGUGCAGCUAAAGCGGCCAAAGGAUGCCAACCGACCUUACUGACUCGUCUGCUGUCCGUACCCAGGAUGAAGGGCCACAACACCUUAUUUCCACAAGUGCAGUAAAAGUACAAAGACUUCUUGCUCUGCUACAUAUCAUGAAGGAAGGGUGGUCCCUUGAUCCUGCUGGAAACCCGCUGAAAGAUUGGGUGACUGAGAGAGGGAU
This is a messenger RNA of Centropristis striata (black sea bass), 1754 nucleotides long. RefSeq names its product CUGBP Elav-like family member 6 (gene celf6). The transcript has 13 exons. Bases 114 to 1592 code for a protein of 492 amino acids. Gene Ontology annotation, molecular function: mRNA binding. NCBI's taxonomy places the organism in Eukaryota, Metazoa, Chordata, Actinopteri, Perciformes, Serranidae. The record is from RefSeq and is a predicted model, not a curated record. Gene Ontology annotation, biological process: regulation of alternative mRNA splicing, via spliceosome; mRNA splice site recognition. Gene Ontology annotation, cellular component: ribonucleoprotein complex; nucleus; cytoplasm.